AUGUACGCUAGUAUUGAUACCGAGAUAUCACGUGAUGAGACUGUAACCAUGGCAAUGUCUUCCCACCAAAGCAACACAGACAUGUCGCCUCCUCCAGAUGUGCAACAGGACUCAACAGUUCGGAAGGAGCACUUGCCGACUAUUGCAAGGGCAUUGGACAGGUGGCUGGACGCAGACACAGAGGGUAAGAAUCUGGUGGUGGGAGAACUUGUGGAAGAGCUUCUUGGUGGCAUUGAUGCCGAUCAGGCAGGGCGUGGGCAGCUGGCCAAGGCUAUUUCGACAAUACUGGGGACCAUGGGAUAUCCUAGCAAGAAAAAGGGCAUCUGGAAUCAACACAAUGUCUUCCAGGAGCUCAAGGAGGCCGACAUCGUUGCAAAGCGGCCAUUGGCAUGGGAGAAACAUCACCCAGGGGCACCAUUACCCGAGAAGUGGAAUGACCUGGCAGUGCACUCCACUGCCCGGAGCCUCGCAUACGCCGACCUUUCCGACGAGGAUGCGGGAGCUAUGAUGGCCAUAGCGGAUUUGUGGAAUAACUCCACACUUCCUCCUGACAUUGCCGAAAUCGGUUACUUCAAAAAUGUCGGCCCAUACACGAGUGAUUAUCUCAUCAAGUUACAGCGGCACCUCCGGACGUAUGCCUUCGUCAUGUGGGUGCACACAAACACCGACGGAAAGACAUGGAACAUUGGAAGCUCUGAUGAUCUGGUGGUGAACCAUAACCAGCCCACUUUCCUCGACUACAUAGGGGAAGAAAAUGCGACGAUGUUGUGGAAGUGGUGGGAUGGCUACAUCCAGAAACAUCAUGAGCAUCCAUCUGACGCCGACAAGAGUAACCAGGAAGGUGUGACUAGUGAUGGUGUGGCUGGAAAAGGGAAGAGGAAGAAAGAGAAGGUCGAGUUCACUUUUGAGAGGUACGAGGACGGUUACCCCAUUCUCCCCAACCCCUCCGGCAUCAAAGUUGUCCGAGAACGUCAAACUUUGUGCCGCGAGUGGUUGAGGGCUGUCCUUUUGCACAAUAUGGAUUUUAUCCUGCCAUGGGUGACAGUCCCCUGGGGAACUACGUCGGACAAAUUCUCUCAGUCGUUCACAUCGGAAUCAAUCUUCCCUCCAGGGACUUGUCGGCUAAAUGACCCGUCCAAGAUAGGAGACACAGAGGUCGAUAGUCUGCUCGACCUGUGGUACAGCAAACAACAGACCAAGGAAUGCUACAGGCCGGUCAAUUUCUCCACAGAGCUGGUUGAAGAAAAACUCGGUAGCAAAGGCCGACAGAAAAGGGACAAGAAACGAGCACUGGCCUCCAUUGCGCCUGGGACUGUGCAAGUUGCUACUGCCAAUCCGGCAAAGACCAAGAACCCACGAUAUGUUGCACUGAAGAAGAAGAAACAGGAGAAGAUCAAGGCUAGAAAGCAGCGGCAAGAGACCACCGAACUCGAUGCUCACACAGAGGACGGUAUUGCAAGCCAAGCUAGUGAUGUCGACAUGCCAGCAGCCAUACCCACACGACCACGGGCCGAUGCACUUCGGAAACAGAAACUCACCGCGGCCCUGGCCCAGAAGAGUCCUUCUUUGCCUCAAGCCGACACAUCUGAGGAUGCCGACGGAGUUGGGGACAUCUCCCAAUUUGACUGGAUGGAAGAUCAUCACCAUGCUGACAAUGGAUUACCAACUCCACCAAAUACCACAGACCAGGAGGAAGAGACCGAUGACGAGAGCUUGCAGUCGGGUAUUCUGCCAGCACGACCGACCAAGCGUCGUCGGAUUGGGUCUCCCGACACCGACAGUGGGGACGAAGAGGUCGAGGCACUAUUGACAAGUAACGAGUCCGAAGUUAGCCACGACGAGGAUACCGAUGUCGAGGCCGACGAUAUCAACUUCGAUGACAUCGACUUUGAGAUGAUGUCCAGGCCGUCAACUCGGCCUUCGGGAUGUGCGCCAACAUCCAACUGGGCCCCCAGCCAAAUCAAGCCGACACAGAACCAACCAAGAAUAUUCACCCCACCGGCACAGAGGCCAGUCCACAACGUGUGGCCAAUAAACCUGGUCAUGUAG
Messenger RNA from Coniophora puteana RWD-64-598 SS2, 2049 nucleotides. RefSeq lists its product as uncharacterized. Bases 1 to 2049 code for a protein of 682 amino acids. The record is from RefSeq and is a predicted model, not a curated record. NCBI's taxonomy places the organism in Eukaryota, Fungi, Basidiomycota, Agaricomycetes, Boletales, Coniophoraceae. The transcript has 9 exons.